Messenger RNA from Catharus ustulatus (Swainson's thrush), 1017 nucleotides. RefSeq lists its product as uncharacterized. The coding region runs from base 1 to 1017 and encodes 338 amino acids. NCBI's taxonomy places the organism in Eukaryota, Metazoa, Chordata, Aves, Passeriformes, Turdidae. The transcript has 7 exons. The record is from RefSeq and is a predicted model, not a curated record.
AUGCUGCCAUUCCCAGGUGAGUGCCACCAGCUUGUGGCAGUGUCAGUGCUGCCAUUUCCAGGUGAGUGUCACCGGCUCCCAGGGACACAGGGCUGGGUCUGGCUCCAGCUAAACCCGAGUCAAAUCCGGGCCAACACCGGGUUUAAAGCCCCGUGCGGGGGGCAGGAGGUGCGGGAUGCCCGAUCCGGCCCCCGGGAGCCUGGGAAGGGCCGGGGGAGCUCCCGGGGGACGCGGCCGCUGCCAGCAGAGCUAACGCGGUGCUGUCCCCAGCUGCGGCCCCUGUUCCUCCUGGCCCUGGCCGAUCUCCUGGGCGCCACCGCGCUGCUGGCCACGGCAACCAUCCCGCUGCUGCCGGCCCCGCUCUCCGUGCCCGCCUACGCCCUCUGUCCCUACGGGCGGAUGCUGACCACGACCUCCUACGCCGUCUCGUUCCUCAUGGUCGUGGUUUACGCCUACGAGUCGCACCGCGCUGUCCUCGGGGGGCGAGCCCGGCCCCCGGCAGCGCUGCAGGAGCGGAGCCGCUGCCUGGAGAGCGCCCGGCAGGGAAUUCCCUACGUGCUGGCCUGGCUGCUGCCGACGCUGACGCUCCUGGUUCAGCUGCUCGCCCGUGGCUCCUCCGCCACCGACAUCGCGCCCGCGGUGCCCGGGCACGGCCGCGGCUCCAACGAUUCCUUCAGCCUCUACUGCUCCAGCUGCCUCCUCCUGAUCCGCCCGAAGCACGACAUCUGCUCCCAGUCCGCCGCGGGGAAGAACGUGGAGGGGAAAAUCAUCUUCGUGCUGUACGUGCUGCUGGUGCUCGGCUGCUGCUCGCUCCUGUACCGGCGGGUGCGGCUCCGGUACCGGGGGAACGCGGCGCUGCCGCUGCUCAGCCUGGGCACGGACGGCGGCGUCGGGGGCACGAGCGGCCGCGGCGGCGGCAGAGCCUCGCUGCACUUCCAGAUGGUUUUCCUGCUCUGCUGGACGCCAGGCAAGGCCCGGGGGUGUCCCCAGCACCCCCACGCUGCAGGGUCACACUGA